AUAUCAACUGAUUGUUGCGACUGUCAUCUUGUUGGGAAAUUGUUGGAGUGAAAAUGGUGUCCUUUCUGACAUGCCUUCUCGUGAUCGUGGCUUGUUUCGCACAUUCAGCACUGGGCGGCGCAAUAGUCUGCGAGGGUGCAAGCAUUUGUUUGAACUGUCCAGCCGGGCAGACACUGUUCGUGGGCUCGGCCAUUUUCGGGCGCACACAGGGAGCGGCCAUUUGUCCCUCUCAGCAUAUUCAUAACACAAACUGCACGUCGACAACCUCCACCGCUACGGUCCAAUAUAUGUGUAACGGGCAAACCCUGUGUUGUCUUAAUGCGAACAUCGUCGCAUUUGGAGACCCUUGUCCUACCACAUACAAAUACCUGGACGUCCACUUCGCCUGUUUCUAAUUUUCAUGGCUGUACUGUUUUUAACAUUUUAACUUAGCUGAAAGAAAUGCUUCUGUUAUAAUAUGCUAAAUUACAUCGUUCAUUUAAGUGUACUUUAUUGACUGUUUUAAACUUAUGAUUUUUUGUAAUCGAGCUAAUGGGCAAGUUCUGUUUGCUAUUUUAAUAUGUUGUAUUUAAAUUCCGAUUUAUGUUUUUAUUUUUGUUUUCCAAAGUAUUUAAGUGCAGCAUGUCGGAUGUUUCAUCUCAUUCUCCCCAAUGAUUUGUUAGAGUAAGAAUUUGUUAAAUAAUUUUAUUUAUAGAUAUUUAGAUAGAUUUUGAUAUUCUCCGUGGAAAAAAAUGAGUUGCCGAUUUUAAAGUUAAUAGACCUCAACUGUUAAUAACUUAUUAUUAAGUUGUUGGGCCGAUUGAAUGAUCGGAUUUCUUACUUGAUGAAAAUUCCCAGAAUAUGGCAAUAAUUAAGAUCAAUAUUAUGUUUUUUGUUGUUUUUUUUUCUCGCCAAGUUAAUAUUGUUUUUCAUUUCGAUUAAUUAUUUGCCAGAGCACUCCUAAUGUUAUUUUAUUCAUUUCUCGUCUUCUUCUGCUUUGUUUAGAUAUAAAGCCUACCAUUAUGCAUAUCCAGCUUGUUCUUAAUAACCGUAUUAAAUUUGCUACCAAUCAUUA
Messenger RNA from Dreissena polymorpha, 1054 nucleotides. Its product is annotated as L-rhamnose-binding lectin ELEL-1-like. The record is from RefSeq and is a predicted model, not a curated record. The coding region runs from base 54 to 395 and encodes 113 amino acids. Gene Ontology annotation, molecular function: carbohydrate binding. Lineage: Eukaryota; Metazoa; Mollusca; Bivalvia; Myida; Dreissenidae. The transcript is spliced from 2 exons.